This is a messenger RNA of Manihot esculenta (cassava), 387 nucleotides long. RefSeq lists its product as uncharacterized. The record is from RefSeq and is a predicted model, not a curated record. The coding region runs from base 1 to 387 and encodes 128 amino acids. The transcript has 2 exons. Lineage: Eukaryota; Viridiplantae; Streptophyta; Magnoliopsida; Malpighiales; Euphorbiaceae.
AUGGCCCCUUAUGAAGUAUUGUACGGCAGAAAAUGUAGAACCCCAUUAUGCUGGACAAAAGUUAGUGAAGCUAAAUUUGUAGGUCCAGAGUUGCUAAGACAGACUGAGGAGAAGGUGAAGAUUAUCAAAGAAAGAUUGAAAGCCACAACAGAUAGGCAAAAAUCCUAUGCAGAUUUGAGAAGAAAAGAUAUAGAAUUUACUGUUGGGGACAAAGUAUUUGAUCCUUCACAUGUCAUUCCAGCUGAAACCAUUGAUGCACAAUCUGACCUAACUUAUGAAGAAGAACCAGUGAAAAUUUUAGCAAGGGAAAUGAAAGAGUUAAGAAAUAAGAAGAUUCCUUUAGUGAAAGUGUUAUGGAGAAAUCACAAGGUAGAAGAAGCUACAUAA